GUUGGAUAUUUAAGUACUCCGCUCCUUUUCACUAUUCAUUACUUGAAAGGUAGUUGAAUUGAACCAGGUGAGAUAAAUCUAUUUUAGUGGGAAAUCGGUUAUAAUAAGAAAAAAUUAAAUGAAACAAAAUGAGUAUGGAUGAAAGUAUUUAUUCAGGGAAUGACGAACUAGUGAGAGAACGCGAAGAAUCGGAAUCUUUAAAGCUUGAAGCAAUUGUUAGCUCAGAUUUUCUACUACUUCCAAGAGCUAGUGAUGCUUUUAAUAGUUCAUUGGAAAAGGGUUAUCAUCCUAGGAUUCUCUUCAGCGCCCUUAAAAAAAGCCGAGAGUCGAUCUUAAAUGGCAAUCUUUUUGAAAGAUUUUCACCUCAGGAAAACCAUUACCUUUCCGGUGGAAUUCUUUAUCCUCAUCAGCGGUAUUUGGGAUCUGCCACAUUAUGCGUCGGUCCUCUGAGAUUUGAAGAUACCAGUUUUACAUUUGUACAUUAUUCCAAUUCUGAUAAAGAACCCUUUAAUGCACCUAAUAUAUCAUAUGUGAAUCCUCAGUAUAAUGGUUUAGACUAUAGACCGAAUCUUAAACGACAAGCUUCAAUGAUGGACACGGACGCAAAGGAUGUCAAUACAAAGGAAAGAGAGUAUGAAUACAAUCUAUUGCCAACCCCUCAAUAUAGACCCUCAUCCCCAAAGAAACCAGAAGAUUAUGAGAGUACUCCUGGAGAACCUGUUGAACCUUUAGUCACUGAUGAGUCUCUGCAGCGAUUGCGAAACCGAUCUCACGAAGAUCCUACCAUAAUGAAUAUUCUAAAAAAAAUAGCAAAGGGAUUGGGAACACCUGAACAGUGCAUCCUUCUUCAUAACGAGCUGAUAGGACCUAGCACUUUUCCAUCUCCGCGACGUGCCAAAAAGCCUCCUCGUAAACGUAUAACACUAACCUUAAAUCAACAUGACAAAGAUGAGUUCGUAAAAAGUCUUCUUAAAGACAGGAAGACCGUCCGUCAGCACUUUGAUAUUGUUUUCCAACUCAAAGAAGCACCUGAACAGCAAUGGAUAUUACCGCGUGGUUCUGUACUGUCGCAUAUUUUUAAUACUGAUACGAAACAAUUGGACGCAUUGAAGCUGCUCUUUCAUGUAUAUAAGCCUACUCAAGAACGUUCUGUCACGGACAUUAAAACCGAAAUUCAAAUUAAAAAUUUCAACUCUACGCUACGAGUAGCGAUUGAAUCUCUGGUGAGUGGAAGUCAUUCGGAACGCUUAUUGAUGGAAAAGCAUCGUCGACUAUCAGUUCCAGAACCUAGAUAUUAUGUACAGUAUUCUGAGCGUAAUUAAGUCUUAGCAUAUAUAUUGAAAAUACCAUUUAAUGGCGAAAUUAGAGUUAUCUAUAUUCUAAACUCAGUAUGUAGUAAACAUGAA
This is a messenger RNA of Schizosaccharomyces octosporus yFS286, 1406 nucleotides long. RefSeq names its product Swr1 complex subunit Swc3. The transcript is spliced from 2 exons. Gene Ontology annotation, biological process: chromatin remodeling. Bases 129 to 1322 code for a protein of 397 amino acids. Gene Ontology annotation, molecular function: ATP-dependent H2AZ histone chaperone activity. Gene Ontology annotation, cellular component: Swr1 complex. The record is from RefSeq and is a predicted model, not a curated record. NCBI's taxonomy places the organism in Eukaryota, Fungi, Ascomycota, Schizosaccharomycetes, Schizosaccharomycetales, Schizosaccharomycetaceae.